GCCCGUGCGCCAAGCCAGCGCCAAGCGUAGGAGGAGAGGAGGCGUAGGUGGUGCCCCAUCGCCUGAUGACCUGCAACUAUGGACUUGGAGCCAUCAGCGCCCCCAGAGCCAGAGGUGGAAUACAACUGGUCAGAGAUCACUGAAAACUUCUUUGAUGCAUGCAAAGAUCUGAAGCUGGGGGAGCUGGUGCAUGAUGAGAUGUUCGGCCUGUUCGACGCCAUGUCCGCGAUCGAGAUGAUGGACCCCAAGAUGGACGUGGGCAUGCUGUGCAACUCGGCGCAGCGGCAGGUCCGCAGCUUCCAGCAGGCCGCGGAGGACGGCCUGCUGAAGACGGCCGAGCUAACGUGCCGCGAGCAGCUGGGCGUCAUGGACACGGCGCUGGCCUACUUCAUGUCCUGGUUGGAGGGUCACAGUCUCACCCAGACCGUCUCCACCAACGUCUACCUGCAGGCGCCGCACCUCAUCCAGGACCGCGUCGUCAAAGCCUUCAGCAUCGCCACCAUCCAGGUGGUCAACACUAUCUCCGAGCUGCUCGUUCAGGUAGCUCUGCUGUACGAGGAGGAGGACUUCCAGCCGCAGAGCCUGCCGGACCGAACGGGCGUGACUCCGCUGCGCGCCGUCGGCAUGUUGCGCGAGGCGGAGGAGGACGUGACGCGGGAGGUGCGCGGACGCCGGCGCGGCGCCGACGCCGCCCACAGACAGGAGAUGGAUGAGCUUGUUGCUGUACAAGCACGCCUGAAGUUCUUUCGCUGCCUCUUUCAAGCUGUGUUAGCUUUCUCCAAAAAGGAGAAUCAGGGUCUAGAUGAGGCUUGGAAGGCGUUGACUUCCGCUAAGGAGCUUUUGCCUUUGUUGAAGAAUACGUGCACCUUGGGCGCUAGCUACCACCAAGUAGAAGAAGCUGCCAAAGGCGGCCACCUGGUGACGAUGGGGUUCGAUCCGCUGCUGAACCAGCGCCAGCUGCCGCCGGCCUUCCCGCGCUACCCGCGCCUGCGCGCGCUCCCCCACACCCUGGACGAGCUGGGCGCCCUGAUCGACCGCCUGCUCCGGCUGCGCUCCGUUCUCGACUGCAAGCACCUGCACGCGCUCAUGGACUACAUGCAGGCCUUCAGCGUGACCCGGCCGUGCGUGUUCUCCCGGACGGUGCUGUUUGUGAUCGCCGAGCCGCUGCACGGCCUCUCGAGCCGGCCCGGCCCGGCCGGCUCUCAGACGCUGCUGCAGGCGGCGCGCGUGUUCAUCUCGCCGCCGUCCAUCGCGCCCCGCUCACAGGUCCUCGCCAACGAUAAGGCCAAGGACGCGGUGGACCUGUUCAUGUGCCACUGCCAGGUGGCCUUCUACCAGCUGCUGCAGGUGACCGGCCAUAACCGGGCCCGCCAGCGCCAGAAGCUGGAGAUGGUGCUGGCAGACCUGGCCGGCCUGCAGGAGGAGGCGGAGCGGGUGGACACGCUGCUGGACGGGCUGUGUCGGCAGCUGGAGCCGGCGCGCCACCACCUGGUCUGCUUCACCACCUGGAUCCUGUACCACGUGCUGCGCGUCAUGAUCCAGUACCUGCUCUCCGGCUUCGAGCUAGAGCUGUACAGCGUUCACGAGUACCACUACAUCUACUGGUACCUGUCCGAGUGCCUGUACGGCUGGAUGGUGUCGACGCUGAACCGGGCCGACUCGUUCCUGGCCGAGCACGAGGCGGCCACCGAGCUGGCCGCCCAGCGCGCGCGCAGCAACAAGAAGAGCCGCGCCAAGAAGCGCAAGGGCCGCUACGAGCGCGACGUGGUCAUGACGCAGGCGUUGCAGAACCUGUGCGGCGGUCUGCACAAGACCUGCGUGGGUCUGCAGGAGGAGGGUCGGCUGCAACGGCCGCACGCCGAGUUUGACAACGAGCGCGUGCGGUACGAGCACCGCUUCUCGCCGUUCAACGUGGUGGCGACGCCGCCGCCUGUCCAGUACGGCCAGUACCGGCACAUGGCCAGCAUGCUACCCGACCAGAACCGAGCGGCCGUGGCGUACUCGGACGCCUGCCGGUGCUUUCACCAAGCCAGGAACUUGCUGGAGACGUUGCCGGCCAACGAUUCAGAGGUGUCUACCCUGACGAGGGUAGCAAAGACCAACUACGUGGUGGCGAAGAUCCUAGCUGGUGGCCACGAGCGGGCGCGCUCGCCGCUAUUCGACUUCGCCUCCCACAAGUACUUCCCCGUGAUACGGAUCCAGUGAUGACGUCAGCGUCUAGCCAACCAAAUCUAGCUCUUGUGAUGGUGCCCCGCCCAUGACCUGUGGCAGCUUUAGGAUGGCUCCAGCCCCGAUUGCGUCACAGGGUGGUGCCACAGCGGCGUCACGUGGGGCGUCACUGCCUGCCCGCGGGCACGUGGGGGCGCCGGUCCGCGCCCGCGUCACAGCGACAUCAGUUCGUGCCUGCGUCGCGGGGCGACGUCUGUCUCCCCGCGUGCACCUGGGGGGCGCCAGCCCCGCCUACACUUCAAGAUGCUGCCAAUCCCUGCCUGCAGGCUCAGCAGGCCCAAUCCCUGCCGUCGCUCCCCCCCCCC
Molecule: messenger RNA, 2534 nt
Organism: Pollicipes pollicipes
Lineage: Eukaryota; Metazoa; Arthropoda; Thecostraca; Pollicipedomorpha; Pollicipedidae
Product: N-alpha-acetyltransferase 35, NatC auxiliary subunit
Exons: 14
Coding region: 79-2205 (708 amino acids)
Biological process (GO): N-terminal peptidyl-methionine acetylation
Cellular component (GO): NatC complex
Source: RefSeq, a predicted model, not a curated record